Messenger RNA from Choloepus didactylus (southern two-toed sloth), 591 nucleotides. Its product is annotated as transmembrane protein 126A-like. NCBI's taxonomy places the organism in Eukaryota, Metazoa, Chordata, Mammalia, Pilosa, Megalonychidae. Gene Ontology annotation, biological process: mitochondrial respiratory chain complex I assembly. Gene Ontology annotation, cellular component: mitochondrion. Bases 1 to 591 code for a protein of 196 amino acids. The transcript has a single exon. The record is from RefSeq and is a predicted model, not a curated record.
AUGGAGUAUCAUGAGCCAGAUACUAUCAAGGAAAACUUAACAACUUUGAGUAUCAUAACCAGAAAAAUUAACCAACUUCCAGAAGUAGAAAAAAAUCUAUUUGAAUAUGGAUCAACAUAUAUUGGACUUAAUGCUGCUCUCUGUGGACUAAUAGUAAACAGUCUUUUUCGAUGUGUCUUAAAUGUGACACAGGCUCAUAUAGUUGCUGGCUUACCAAUGGUGGUGAUCCCAUUUUUGACAGCACAUGUAUCUUACAGAGGUUUUGUAAGUUUACCUUUAAGUACAGGUGAUCUGAAUUGUGAGACCUGUAUUGUAACAUGGGGAGGACUUGGUCUUGUUUUUGGUGGUCUGUACCCUAUUUUCUUGGCUAUUCCUGUGAAUGGUGGCCUAGCUGCCAGAUAUGUCUCAGCCGUGCUACCAGAGAAAGGGAACAUCUUAACCUACUGGAUUAGAAUUUCAAAGCCUGUCUUUAGAAAGAUGUUAUUUCCCAUUUUGCUCCAGACUGUGUUUGCAGCGUACCUUGGAUCUAGACAAUAUAAACUAUUUGUAAAAGCCCUUCAAUUACCUGAACCUGGCCUAGAAAUUCACUGA